This is a messenger RNA of Colletotrichum gloeosporioides, 1557 nucleotides long. Its product is annotated as Glycosyltransferase sdnJ. Bases 1 to 1557 code for a protein of 518 amino acids. Gene Ontology annotation, molecular function: UDP-glycosyltransferase activity. The record is from RefSeq and is a predicted model, not a curated record. Lineage: Eukaryota; Fungi; Ascomycota; Sordariomycetes; Glomerellales; Glomerellaceae. The transcript is spliced from 3 exons.
AUGACUGACUGGAAUCAAAUUUAUGCGGCGGCCUUUGUGGGCAUGCUAGGGGGGCUCGUUUCUGUCCACCUCAAGACUUCCAAGCGCAAGCCCCCUGCAGCAGUCCAGGGCAGGCCGGAUACGAUUCUCUUCGCAGUCAACACCGAAUAUGGUCUCUCGAACGUCCAUCUCGCGACAAUAUUCUCGCUGCUCAAGAACCACCCAAAUCUUAAGAUUCACAUCGCUUCUUUCCCCAGCUUUGCCUCCAAAAUCGAUCGUAUUCGCACGUACGCAAGCAGACAGAACUCCUCGUCGAGUAAUGUGGUUUUUCAUGAGCUACCUGGCCCUGAGUUCGGUCCUGCGACGAUGAUGCCAUCUGAGAUGAUCAUUAGGCCGCCUGGCAUCCGUAGCAUCGACACUGUGGCGAAAGCGGUGCAGGUGUACCUUGCGCCCUGGACCGGAGAGGAUCAUUUACGAAUGCACAAUUUUGUGAGGGACCUCAUCCGGGACCUGGACCCUGGUGUCAUUGUUCUUGAUAUUUUCCUGAGGCCCGCAAUGGAUGCAGCCAGGAGCGAGCGGAGGCUACAUGCUGUUCUCGCGCCGAAUGUGCUCGCAGACAUAUUUGGAUCAACACAACCGUGGUGCAGUGGUCUUUGGAAGUUCCCAGCCAUGGGUUCCGCUCAUACGUUUCCCCUCCCCUGGAGUUCCAUACCUUCCAAUAUCUACCAAGCAGGCUGCUUCCUCUAUUCUAUGACAUUUUGCCCAGAUCAGGCGUCGAAGCAAAAGUUUUUGAACGAUAAUGGGCUAUCCGAUCCCAUCUCUUACUUCAAUUUUCAUGACCCCCCUCUAGGCUAUCUCAUUUGUCAAGAUACCCCCAAUGCCUCUAUCCCUCUCAUCCGCGCCCCUCCCAACGUAACGACGACAGGACCCAUCGCUAUCUCAGUUGCCACAGCAGAAGAGCAAGACCCAGAACUUGCAAAGUGGAUGAAGAAAGCACCGACAGUACUGAUCAACCUUGGAAGUUUCUUCCGGUACGACGAGGAACGAGCUAGGGCAAUGGCCGGUUCUCUGAAGGUUGUUUUGGAGCGGACUGAAGUACAGGUUCUGUGGAAGAUCAUGCCAAACACCGACCCCGUACUCGAAGACAAUGUUUGGAUGCCUCUGGUCGAGGAUUAUGUGAAAUCGGGUAGGCUGAGAGUAGAGAAGUGGCUUUCUGCUGAUCCUUUGAGUCUACUGGAGACUGGUCAAGUCAUUCUCUCUGUGCAUCAUGGGGGAGCAAGCUCCUAUCAUGAGGCCGUAUCAGCUGGAGUACCACACCUUGUUGUGCCUGCUUGGCUGGAUUGCUACAACUAUGCAGCUCUUGCAGAGAGUUUCAAACUUGGCGUAAGAGGGAAUCAUAAGGCUGCUCCCGACAUUUCUCAAGAUGAGCUGACUGAGGCAUUUUUGGCGAUGCUUGAUGGUGGCUCAUCCUGCGUAGAGAUGAGGAGCAAUGCCAAGCGUCUGGCGAAGUCUAUUGUUCGGCCGGGAAGAGACGUGGCUGCUGAUAAAAUCGCGGAACUAGCAGCCGGCGGCCAUUGA